Coregonus sp. 'balchen' is the source of this 18904-nucleotide messenger RNA. The record is from the annotation of a GenBank genome assembly. Lineage: Eukaryota; Metazoa; Chordata; Actinopteri; Salmoniformes; Salmonidae.
AUGCGCCCCCUGGUGUUUGCAUGCAGUCAUUGCAUCCAGCAGAUCCUGGAGGCGGUGCUACACUGCCAUCAAAUGGGCGUGGUGCACCGAGACCUGAAGGUGAGUGACAGGUAUCACCUUGCUGCCUGUAUGUUGUCCCUUGGGUGUGUGUGUCCAAUGUGUAUGUGUGCGUGUGUGUAACUGUUGCCCCUUCAGUGUGUGUCCAGUGUGUGGUGUUGGUAUGUGUAUAGGUGUAUCUAUCCUCUAUUUGUGUGUUGGUGUAAGUGAAAUUUUCCAGCAUCACUGUUUGUGGAUUGUAGCUUUAGAUAAGUAUUUAGUCUCUUCCGUUAUGCUGUAGGUUGUCAGGCCUACCCAUUAGUUUGCAUAUUAAAAGCAAUCAAAAGCAGUCAGUUGGCCAUGGUCAGUCUCCUGUUUUCAGGUCAGAAUCCCUACCUGCUUUAGCACCAUCUCUCUCUGCACCAUGUGUUCUGUGACCUUUGGCCUCUCUGGUUGUGUCUUGCCAAAUGCUGCUCCCCUAUCUCUCUCCUGUUGUUGAAACAGCACCUUUCACUCUUGCCAAAUGCAGACCCUCUCUCUCCUGUCCUCUUGUUGAAACAGCACCUAUCCUAGUCUGUGGAGAAUGCCAGUAUGCAUGGCUCUUCUAUGCUAUGCUAGGCUAUGCCAUGCUAUGCCUCGCUAAACUAUGCUAUGCUAUGCUAUACUAUGCCAGCCCUCUCUUGGAACAGGGUUUGUCUCUCCUACUCCUCAGCCUAGGCUGCUGUAUUAAAGUUAGCCCCAUGCUAUUAUGAUUCCCAAUAGCCUACAGAUUUCUAAAGGGCAAUCGCUUUGUCCAAUUUAUUUGUCUCUAAGGUGCUUCCAAUGGAAUUGUAUAGCUUCCAGUGGUUUACUGAGUCUACUGUGAUUGGCUUGCGGUCGGUGCAGUCCUUUCCUGUUCUGUCCUAUCCUGUGUGUCUGUGUGUACGUUUGCGGGUCUGUGAGCUUGUGUGUUAUUAUAACUAUUAUUAUAUCAUUAUUAUAACUAUGCCUUGUUUUGCAUGAUGCUAGUCUGCCGCUGUAGUCUAUGGGCAAUUCCACAGUAAUAGAGUGAUGCUGAGACUCUGAUUUUUAACUCAUAAAUGUAUGUCAAACAAAAACCAAUGAUACAACGUUAAACAAACCAUUCAACUCUUUGCACAAGGACUACUUUUAACAAUUUCUGCUGAUUGUCUUUACAAAAACACAUUUACUUAAAGAACAGUGCAGAUGGAAAGUUUGGUGUCAGAAGUGCAUCUGCACUGUUCUUUAAGUAAAUGUGUUUUUGUAAAAUGUUCAAUGGAAAUUGUUAAAGAGCAACUACCUUAAAAAAACAACUUCUCAUUUAGAAAACAGCCUGUGGUAUCGAUAUGAGUCAGAAACAUUUAUUCUACUGUCAUAAUUGACUACAAAGUGUAAAUAGGAUAAUUUUGGUCAUAAAGUCAGUCUCAUCCAAAUUUGAGUUUUGUGUGACUUGUGGUCGCAACUGCAUCACAAUGUAAAUGAAUGUUGGGUUCUGUGGAAUUGUCCUUUAUGCUAAUGCCAGUGGCAGGCCCAGGCCUCUGGGCAGUGGCAGCAUUCCUCUUGAAGUAGUGUUGUGUUUAUCAGAACUGUUGUGGCUAUUUCUUUAUUUAGCUGCCACACCUAUCAGGUUACAGUCCGCAGUACUGGGGCAAUUCACCCAAUAGGUCAUAGUGUGAUGACUAAGGACAACGUCUGAGAGUGUCUGAGUGGCGAGAAGAACACUCCCGUCUUGGAAGAGCGAUACAGCAAAUAACAAAUCAAGUGGGGACCACUAGACAGUUAUGAAUAAUUGAUCAGUGUGAAAAGUUAAGCAGGACUACAAAGAAAGCACACAGUUCUGUUGAUAUGCUUCUUCUAAAGUCCCAAAAUUAGGCUAAUUGACUUAAUCCAGUCUCUGGUUUCACAACUGGAGUGCCAUUUCAAUGGAGGCCUGCCUGCCUGUCUGUCUGUCUGGCUGCAUCUCGUCUCUCUCUCCACUUCCUCAGAAGGAAUCUGAGCAGAUCGAGCCCUGUGUGGAAUGCUGCAGCAGCACCCACUCUGCUCCUGCGAAAGGAAAGACGACGGAAGAGAAAGAGAGAGAGAGUGAGAGAGCGAGAGAGAGAGCUGGGAAUCGUUCCAUCCGAAACACCCACACACAGGCCCUCACUGCUCUCCAGCGCAGCAAUACUCUCUCCAAUCCUCUCUCUCCGUCUCUCUCUCUCUCUACUCUCUAUAUCUCUCUCAUCUCUAUAUCUCCUCUAUCGGCUCUCUCUCUCUCUUAUCUCUCUCUCUCUCCUCACACACUCACACUCACUCACACUCUCUCUCUCUCGCUCUCUCUCUCACACACACACUCGCUUUUGCACUCCUUCACCUAACCCACUUUAUUGUGUGUGUUUGUGUGUGCGUGUGUGUGUGUGUGGAGGGAAGGACCUAGAUUUGUGUGUUCCUGCAGAGGGCUGCUAUUAUGCGAUGUGCAGAGAAAGAUGUUGUCUGUCUGUCUCUGUGUCUGUCUGUCUGCGUGUGGUGAAUUUCUGUGUGUUUGUGCGUGUGGCCUGGACAUUGUGUGCCUGGAUAUGGAAACCUAUUUUUGGAAGCUUGCGGUUAAUAUAAAUUCCACCCACAAUCAUAGCAGGGAUUAUCCUAGCGCUGCAGUGUUGGCAAGUUUUAACUUUCUCCAUACACAUGAGUAAACCCUGAAUCAUAUGAUAUGGCUGAGGGGGAGAUGACACCAAGUAAGGUAACCGCCUCAGGAUUACAGUUCCUCUCUCUUUCAUUCUCACUUGCCCUCGCUCUCUUUCUCUGUCUUCCCUCUCUUCUUCACUCUCUUUCCCUGUCUUUCCCUCUCUUCUUCACUCUUUUUCUCUGUCUUCCCUCUCUUCUUCACUCUCUAUUUUGCUUUUUCUCUCUCACUCUCUCCCUUCUCUCACUCGCUCUCUUUCUCUCUUCUAUCUCUUUCCCUUUUUCACUCUUCCUCCUUCUGUCUCUCUUUUGAGGUCUUUCUUUCUCCCUCCUUCUGUUCUCUCUCUCUCCUCUGCUUCCGAGCAGUGCAGAGCCCAAGCUUUGUUGUUAUAUGCAUCUCUGCCAUAAAGUCAGUAUUCUUACGGCUCCAAACAAGUUAGGAAGAGAGGUAGAGAGAGGGAGUGAUGAAGGUGAGAUGAGGGAGAGAGGGGUAGAGAGAGGGAGGGAUUAAGGUGAGAUGAGGGAGAGAGGGGGUAGAGAGAGGGAGGAUGAAGGUGAGAUGAGGGGAGAGAGGGGGUAGAGAGAGGGAGGGAUGAAGGUGAGAUGAGGGGUAGAGAGUGGGAGGGAUGAAGGUGAGAUGAGGGAGAGAGGGGUAGAGAGAGGGAGGGAUGAAGGUGAGAUGAGGGAGAGAGGGGUAGAGAGAGGGAGGGAUGAAGGUGAGAUGAGGGAGAGAGGGGUAGAGAGUGGGAGGGAUGAAGGUGAGAUGAGGGAGAGAGGGGUAGAGAGUGGGAGGGAUGAAGGUGAGAUGAGGGAGAGAGGGGUAGAGAGUGGGAGGGAUGAAGGUGAGAUGAGGGAGAGAGGGGUAGAGAGUGGGAGGGUGGGAGGUAGAGAGGGAGGGAUAAAGGGGAGAUGAGGGAGAGAGAGGUAGAGAGUGGGAGGGUGGGAGGUAGAGAGGGAGGGAUAAAGGAGGGGAGAGGUGGUGUAGUAAUGAGACAUAAAGAGGAAGACAGGCUGCAAUGACAUGAGCUACUGCAAUGCAGGGUCAGCAGUGGCACUGUUAACACAGUGUUUAUACCUCACACACUCUCUACAGGUGUGUGUGUUUGCGAGGGAACGUAAUAGUAUGUGAGAGAGCAAAAGGUACAAAGGCAGAUCUGAAGGCACUAUCUAUGUGAAGUAAAUAUGCCAGAAGUCAUCCUUUGCACAUUGGAAGUCUAGGUAGAACCAUCACCAUAUUGCCUUAUACCUAUUCAGUCCCUUCAGAUCUGCAAACAUCCGAGCAAUGGGAACUAGGGGAAGGGGAUAGGGGUGACACAUUUCUAUUGUGUAGAGUGAUGUUAGGCUACAGUAGGUCUACAAUACAGUAGCCUUGCAGUGUGAGAGAGAGAGAGAGAGAGAGAGAGAGAGAGAGAGAGAGAGAGAGAGAGGUCCAGUGGGGAUAGCAGCCCAUUAUUAGAGUCACCCUCUGACAGAGAGUAAUGAGGCUGUUCUAUCUGGGACACAGAGAGAGAGGGGGGGGCACCACCAGCUCCCCUCACCACCAGCUCCCCUCACCACAGCCCAAACCACUAUAGCCUAAACCACAGCCCAGAGCAAACUAUAGGUGUUCUGGUGUGUGAGUGUGUGUGUUUUCAUGUGCUACAUCUAUGUAUGUUUUCUGUUACUGUUUGUGUAUGUGUGCAAAUAUACUGUAUGGCCAUCCGCUGUUGCAAACACAAGAGUGUUUGUAUGUUUGUCCCUCCUCCCUUCUCUUAUAGUUCAAAGCAGGAUUAACCUUAGCGCCCCUCUCCUCCCCCCCCCCUCCCCCUAGCCAGAGAAUCUGCUCCUGGCCAGCAAAUGCAAGAAUGCUGCCGUCAAGCUGGCUGACUUUGGCCUGGCCAUCGAGGUACAGGGGGAUCAGCAAGCCUGGUUUGGUACGUUUUGACUCUACACUACAUUCUGAUCCAAGAUCUGUGGUUCUGACUGUUUACUCUACCAACUGUUUACUGUUUCCAACCUUUAUUCAUCCCACUAGGGGUGACGUGUUAAGCUUGGAGUAAGGAAUUGUGUUUGUAUUUGUGUGUUUGUGUGUGUGCGUGCGUGUAUGUGUGCGUGCGUGCGUGCGUGUGUGUAUUGUCGUGCUGCAGGAUUUGCUGGCACACCGGGAUACCUGUCCCCUGAGGUACUGAGAAAGGAGGCAUAUGGCAAACCUGUGGACAUCUGGGCGUGCGGUGAGCAUCUCACACAUUUACACACACACACACACACUCUUUUGGGCACACAGAAAGACGCACACACAAAAAUGAUACACACAUGAAUGCCUUCACACCCAGACACAAAUGCUUGGACACAAAAGCACAAAGUAAAUAUUCAUUAAAAAAAUGCUGAUUCUGUGGGUUUCUCUCUCUCUCGUUUUCAAUCUCUCUCUCUUUCUCUCUCUCUCUUGCUCUCUCUGUCUCUCACGCUCUCUCGGUUUCUCUCUCACUCGUUUUCGUUCUCUCUCUCUCUCUCUCCCUCUAUCUAUCUCUCUCUCUCUCUCUUUCUCAGGGGUGAUUCUGUAUAUCCUGCUGGUGGGCUACCCUCCCUUCUGGGACGAGGACCAGCACAAACUGUACCAACAGAUAAAAGCAGGGGCAUACGAUGUGAGUUAUACAGGAUCGGACCAGGCCUGCUGUCCUCUCCUCUCUUCUCUUGUCUUCUCUCCCUUUUCUCUAUUCUCCUCAUCCUCCACUCUAUUCUUCUCUCCUUUCCUUUCACUGUGUCCUCCUCCCCUCCUUUGUCCUCCUCCCCUCCUUUGUCCUCCUCCCCUCCUUUGUCCUCCUCUCCUCCUCUCCUCUACUUAACGUUCUCCAUCUUUCCGCUCUCUGUUUGCUUUCCUGUUCUCUCUCUUUGCCCUCUCUUUCUUUCCGUUUCUUUUUCUUUCCCUCUCUUUUUGUACGCCUUUCCCCCUCUCCCCUCUUCCCUGCUGUGCCUCCUUUCUCUCCCCCCCCUCCCCCGUUUCUUUUUUAGAAGUAACUAAAUCACCUCAUUCAUAUUUUAGAGGAGCGGGGAAGUGCCUACCUUGGGCACAUUAGUCCCAUUUUAGGAAAGAAUCUCAGGGAGAUUAUGUCAUUGAGCUAUGAUGACGUUUAACAGCCCAACACCUAUUAUCAAAAGACACAUUGCUGUCUCAUCCCAAUGUUAUAUAUUUAUUUGUUAAUACGUUAUUUAUAUAGGAUAUCUUAGUAAGGCGGGUGUGAUAGUAAACAGAUAGUACACUUUGACACCACAUCUAUAUACACAGUCUUAUAUAGAGAGGACUACCCAGUUUAUUUACUGAGAGUAUUCAGCUGGCUGUUAUCCUGGUAUAAUUGAUCAUUCAAUGUAAUGGAUUGGCCAGCAAGUGCACUUACCUGGGACCUGUUCAGAGCGGUGGAAUAUUUGAAACAUUGCUGAUAGAAUUGUAUUGAUUACAUCUGUCAUACUUUUCAAUGAUAGAGAAUCAUAUAGACAAAUGGAGAGUCCAGAAGCCUAGAACCUGAUCAAGCCUGUGUGUGUGUUUGUGUGUGUGUCUGUGUGUGUGUAUGUCUGUGUGCGUGUUUGUGUGUGUGUGUGUGUGUGUAUGUCUCUGUGCGUGUGCAUGUGUGUAGUUUCCCUCCCCAGAGUGGGACACAGUCACUCCAGAGGCUAAGAACCUGAUUAACCAGAUGUUGACCAUCAAUCCUGCCAAGAGGAUCACCGCUCAGGAGGCCCUCAAACACCCAUGGGUCUGCGUAAGUACACAUGUCACUAUGUAUUGUAAUAUAUCCAGGAGAGAUAAACACCCACUCAUAUACAUACACACAAAGGCGCAAAGAUCUAACUAUAUCUCUGUGACUUUUGACUCAUGUGACUUACAUUUCCUCUUUGUUUAUUUUCUCUCUCUCUCUCUCUCUCUCUCUCUCUCUCUCUCUCUCUCUCUCUCUCUCUCUCUCUCUCUCUCUCUCUCUCUCUCUCUCUCUCUCUCUCUCUCUCUCUCUCACACACACACACAGCAACGUUCUACAGUGGCAUCCAUGAUGCACAGACAGGAGACUGUGGAGUGCCUGAAGAAAUUCAACGCCAGGAGGAAACUCAAGGUCAGUGGAUCACUUUGGUAUUCUGCGUCUGUUUCAAUUCAUUUGUGAGGGGUUUUCAGACCUCAAAAGUUUUCUUAAGUCAAGAUGAUUCCAUGCCACCUGUUCUAUAGAUAUAGCUAUAACCUGUUAUAUAGCUAUUUAGCUACAUUGAUAUGAAUUACUGCAUUGUUGGGUUUAAAGCUUGUAAGAAAGACAUUUCACUGUAUUUGGUCAAGUGACAUUACAACUUGAAACUAGCUAUUUGCCUAAAUCUCGAACGAAUGGAAAAGAUUAGCAUGAUAUUAUAAUCUGAAGUGUGGCCUGUUGUUGCCAUGACUCUGUCAUAUCAAAGCAGUCUUGGGCUGACCACCUCUCCCCUCUUCUCUCUUCUUCUCCUAUCUCAGGGGGCCGUUCUCACGGCUAUGCUGGUUUCACGGAACUUCUCUGGUAAGUGUUGCAUCAACACACACACCUACUCUUUACAUCGUGUGGAACCUGCCAAGGUUUGGGGCUCUGGCUAGAAGUUACCCUUAGGCACAGAUCCAGGAUCAGCUAACCCUCCCUAAAGUCAAGGGGUAAAAGGCCACUGAUGAGAUGCACACAAUGUGUCAGCUAUUUGGAGAUGAGAAGUUGAGUCCGGUAGCAAAUGUAGCAAAUAUGUGCACUUUCAACAGUAUAUAACUCAUUUUCCUAUUCUACACAAUCAGCAGUGUGUGUGUACUGCGUGUGUGUAAGCACGUGUGUGUGUGUGCCUGUGUCUGUCUGUCUGUCUGUCUGUCUGGGAGGUUGGUGUUUCAGUGAACAUGAGUCACUCUGAUCGUAACAGCAGACCUUUAUCCACACACACACACACACACACAUGCACACACAUGCACGUACAGACACAAGCAUGCACACACACUCCCACACACACUCACACACACACACACCUGUCCGUCGCAUCCCCACUCCAACACCCUCAUCUCCUCAGGAAGAGGAGCCAUUAUUAGAGUGAGGUCAUCCAGGGAUGAAUCACAGAGAAGAGAUGGAUAUGAGAGAGAGCGACAGAGAGAGAGAUGGAUGGAUGAGAGAGAGAGAGAUGGAUGAGGGAGAGCAAGGGGAGAGGGUUGAUGGAUGAGGUAGAAAGAGGAGAGGAGAAUGAUGGAUGAGGGGAAGGAAUACGAAAGGGAGAUGUGAGUGAUAAGGAGAGGAGACAAGAAAGAAAGUGGGAGAUACAGAUGUAGGAUCUUAAUUUGAUCACCCUGUUGCUGGAGAACUUUCCUGCAAUGCAGGAAAUGUAACACUUGUAGUGUAUUUCAGGUUUAAAAAGGCUUCUGAAGUUUGUAAUUUCAACUUUGACAUUUCAGACUUGAUUUUCCCUUACGAAAAAUGCAUCAACCACUACAAAAAUGUCCAUUAAGUAUAGUCUACAUAAUAAUUCACAUUUCUUGUUGCUGCAGGAUUUAUUUUCCCCGCUGUAGCAACCUGGCUCAAAUUAAGAUCCUAUAUCUGUAGAUAAGGGAGAGGGUGGAGAGUGAUUUAAGAGAUAGAGUAGGAUGCAAAAGUGAGAAUGAGAGGAGAGAUGGGAGGGGGUGUUAGCAGGGAUGGAAAGAGAGAGGGGCCAACAAGAGAAGUGAAAGAGAAAGGCUUCAGUAUCCAGUAUCUCCUUCUAACCGUCAUGAACUGUUCCAGUUGGGUAUUGGAUGAUGGUGUCAGAUGUAUCACUAGCUCUGUUCACUCCUAAUAGUGACUCCCCAUUGAACUCCAUUGAUGCUUUAUUUCAGUGUGUUGUAUGGAGGAAAAUACCCUACAUUGGGAGAUGUUGGACAACUUAUGUUGUCUUAUGUAAUUUGUUUCAUGAAAAUAUUGUGUUGGAUUGUGUUUCUCUGCGUGCUCUAUUAAUUCACCUCUAUUUUGGACUAAUGAACCAUAUUUGUUUCCCUCUCUAUUUUUUCCUCUCUUCUCUGCCCUCUUCCCUCUACCCUCCAACCUCCUUCUCUCCUCUCCUCUUCCCUUCUUGCUACUCUUCCCCCCCCCUCUUUCUCUGUGGUGACUGUGUGUGUGGGACACUAACAGUCGGCUGUCGCUCCACCGCUCCGAUCAGCAUCACUGCCGCAGCGGCAGCUGCAUCCGCGGCAGCGGGCACCACCACUGGGCUGGUGGAACAAGGUAGCCUGGCACACCUGGGGGUGCUAGCCUCCUCACUCCCACCCUCCCUCUUUCCCUUUCCCUUCUUGCCCUCUUGACCUCCUCCCUCCCUCUCUCCUUUCCUCCUGGCAUGGGGUGUUCAGAGCAUGCCACUUCCAUCGCCACACUUCGAUAGCCACCCGGCCUCUUUCUCUCCACUCAGCUGCUCUCCCUUCCCUUCUGCUCCAUCUCUCCAUUCCUUCACUGCACAUAGCAGCACAUUGGAGCAUGCCUGAGCCAACAAGACCUGUCCUUGUUCUCCCUCUCUGAUCUCCCUUUCUCUCUCAUUACUUUUUCUUCUAACCCACCGUUCCACACUGCUUCAAUCCCAUCUUCAUUUGCCUCUUUUCAUCUAAUACCUCUAUUUCCUUCCUUGUUCCCCUGCUCUACCUCUUUUCUCAAUUUUGCGCUGUCUGUUAAUAACACUGGAAAGUUUACCCCCCUAUCAUUUUAAGGAUGGAACAGCCCAUGUGCUGUCGGUGAAUGCUGCAUGGGGCGCUGGACUGGUGCAUGCAUUCUAACACGGGGGGUUACGGGGAUAUGAUGCAUGGUUAACACUGUGAAAGAUGCAAGGUUGGGGCUUCUCAUCCAAAAUAGUUUUUAUACCUGUAACAUUCCAAAAUUUGUGGAUGACAUAACAACAGAAGGACAAUAGUUUGCCUGUAGUUGAGUGUGUAAUUUCACCACACUUGAUGAAUAAAAAGGCAAUAGAAUAACCACUACACAGUCUAGUGUAGGGAAAGAUCUGGUUCCAUCAGUCUUCUAAGUACAUUGUUAUUGUAGGUUAUUGUACUGUAUGUUCAGCAAUACUAGCAUUGGCUAACUAUUCAAUUGAAUGUUUAUACUGUUUAUAGCGUAGGGAUAGAGCUGAUGCAAUCAGCGCUGCUGUCCUCUCCACUUCCCUCUGUCUCUGUCUCCACAAGACUGAUCAAAUAUUGCAACUUCAUACUGGCCUGUCUGUCUCUCUACAUUAGAUCUACUCUCCUUCACUAGAUUACGCUAGAGAGACAGGGACAGAGACACACAGGAUCCACAAUACAGUUAGCCUCUCUAGAGGGAAAUAGAAGUUCAUUGAAAUGUUUCUUCUUAUUAUGAAAAACCAACAUGAUUCUGCCUUGACGCCUUCAUCCGAGUGCUUACAGACAUAGACAGACUGGCACAAGACGGACAGGCACAAGACAGACAGACAGACAGACAGACAGACAGACUGGCACAAGACAGACAGACAAAGGCUUUUACAAAUCAGCCUCCAUCCUUGCUUCUUCCUGUAGGUUCUGCUAUUUACAGGAAUGUAAGUGACCACCUUAAUGGGUAUUAACCAAUGUGACCCAUUCUCUUCUUUCUCUUAAUCUCUUCCUCCUCUCUUUUCUUCCUUCCUUCUCGCUUCUGUAAUUUGUGGCAAGGUAAGGAGCCUUCUUGAUUCCUCUACAGCACGGGUAAGCAACCCUGGUCCUGGAGUGCCGAAAGCACUUCAUGUUUUUGAUUUAACCGAUCUGGAAGACGAAGUGUGUUGAAUUUAGUCAAUCACUGAACUGAUCAAUUAUCUCAGUUGGUCAGGUGUGGUGCCUAGUUGGAACAAAAUCCUGCAGUACCUGCGGUACUCCAGGAACAGGGUUGCCUACCCCUGCUCUACAGGGUUUAAGAACAGCAUGACCUUUGGGUUUACAGGUUGGGACAAAACACCAUGGAAUUCUACUUUCUCUCAUUUUAUGGAAUCUAUCGGAGCGAUCUGAGAGUGAAUGUAACUGCAACCAAUGAUGUAUAUAAACACAAAAAGGGCUAAAUAUGUUUGUCUAUGACUGCAACUCAGUGGUUGUUCUGCAGCUCAGACCACUUCCAUUCUAGAGUCUGACUGAGCUUUCUGAAAGUGUUCCAGAAGCUUCUAAUUAUUCAGAUAGAAGGCUCUGGUCUGUUCUAUCAUCGAAGGAAAAACAAUGUCAGUUUAUUGGAAUAAAUGUUCUGUGAAAAAUGCUGGGGGGAAAACAUCCCUCUUCUCUCCCUCCUCCUUUCCCUCCCUUCUCCUUCUCCCUUCCUCCUAUCCUCCUCCGUCCCUCCCUCUCUGUCUUUCUCUCUCUGAGACUUCAAACAAGAUGUGAGAAUGCACUUGACACUGUUAUGUCCCGUAAUGAAAACAUAUUAUCACCUAUGGCUGCAAAUAUUGAGGCAACUUAUUCAAAUGCUUACCUUAUAAUAAUGCUCAUUGUGCACAGUAGGCUACACAUCAUGAAAUAUAUUGAGGCCAAAAAAUAGCAGACAGUAGCCAAAUAGCCAAAUAAAACUAAAUUGAUUGAAAACCGUGAUGCAGUCAUCUCGGGUUUUCAUUUGAAGCAUCUUUUUAUCCUUCGCUUGUGUGUAGCAAUGCAAAGACAUUGGUAACUUCGUAUUUGUUGUCCACUUUGUUGUGAAGUUAUCGGUGGUGAAAGGCUUGUGCGUAAUGAAGAGAAACCAGAGUCGUGUUGGAGCUAGGAACACAAGCAUUUCACUAUACCUGCAAUAACAUCUGCUAAAUAUGUGUAUGUGACCAAUACAAUUAAAUUUGAUAUAAAGUGACGGAAUGCAUCUAACCGUUGAGUCGUGGUAAUUAGGUUUCUCCAAAACUGUGCUCUGAUACCUCUGAUAGUCAUUAGUAGCCUACCAAAUUUGCUAACGGCCAGUCUCUAAUGGCCAGUGCUCAGCACUAUUGUCCCUCUAAUCACACUGACAUCAAUGCAAAUGCAAUCUAAUCAAUUCAUGAGCCCUGGCGUUCAGAGUUUGAGCGGAAUAGGAUCACCUGUUGCGCAGCGAGAGCCAGCUCCUCAUAACUGGUUCAUGCAUGGAAUUAAAUGAGGGUUCCUGUUGCGCAACAUUUCUAUAGGCUAUGCUAUGCAAUUGCGUGAGAGAAAAGAGAUUUGAUGGCCUCUAUUAAAAAGAGGAGGAUCCCAUCAGCUUUCUAUAGGCCUACUAUAUUUAUUUCUCAACUUUCCAUAUAUUAAGCACAUUGCUUCUCUUUACAACCGGAGUAGCCCACCUGGCCGGCAUGAAAACGAACCGCGGGAAAAGCGUCCUCCAUUUGCUAUUCCGACAGGUGCAUGAUAAUGUCCCAUUCUAAAUCAAAACUAAUUUCACACAUAUUAUUUAGUAUAUUUAAAGACAACAUUACAUUGAGAAUAGUCUGAAUGGUGAGAAUAUUAUAACUUGUGAAUGAUGCCCAGUGUGUGCAGUCUAAGGCAAGAAACAGCACUUUUUCUAAUCAUAGUCGUAUGCAUCAUGUAGCCUAGCACAUAGGCCUUAAUGUUUUGAUAAGGUUUGUAUCGCAACUAAAGUGGCCAAAUAACUCCAAAUGUAGCCUAUAGGCCCAAGACCUCUGGAACAUUGUUGGAGAGCCCAUAGCCUACAGAGCCUAGUGAAACAUGUCCUUACAGUAGAAGCUCAGUCAUUUCGCAAUUGUGUGUGAAAACAGAGUUUUGACUGGCCACUAUUUAAAAGUGGAUCCCAGCUUUCUCGUGCUGCUAUAUUUAUUGCUAAAUUCUUAAAAGAUUAAGCACAUUAAUCUGCUUUACAAACGGUGUAGCCUACCUGGCAUAUUAAAAACAUAACUGCACAUAACCUCCCUUCGCUAUUCGAGCGCAGGCUAUGGAUGACAUGUUUUUUUUGUGGGCCAUUCUAAAUAAAAAAAUAAUUCCACACAUAUAGAAAAGUGAGAAUAUUAUCAAUUCCUUGUCAAACUGUGAAUGAGAGACUGAUGAAGUGUGUGCAGCCUGCGCAAGAAACACAGCAGUGCGCUUCCCUUUCAUGCAACUUUUUUCAAAUCAUUAGUUGCAUCAUGCAGCCUUAGAAUGUGUUAAAAAUCAAAACAUACAGCCCAACAUUUGUAUCACAACUAAAGUUGCAUAAAUAACUCUAAAUUAAGCAUAUAGGAGGACCUGUUUCUUUGUUAACCGCUCAACACAGAAUAGCCAUAUGUGCUCAUUCCCUCGGAAAUCGUUUGGGGAAAAAUAUCCUUUCUAUUUUAUUCAGCUAUAUUCAAUUGUAUUGUUCUUAUAGCCAGAUCAGGGCCUAACAUAAGGACAACUCAGAAUAUGCUAUUCUGUUCUUCUGAAAUAGGCUACAUUUUCUUUAGACCUGCCUAAAAUAAAUAAUAAACUUAUUGUGAUGCUGUAGGCUAUAUUAAAUGAAUGUAUUAUACUUUUUUAAAUGUAGAUGUCCAGAGGUUGGCUUUAGGCUAUGCAUGGUGGCCGGAGAUGUUAAACGUGUUUGUUAAAUAACGGUCAAUUACUGUGAGACCGGCAGUUAUUUGCAUGACAAUCACCGGCUGACAAAAUGUCAUGACCGCCACAGCCCUAGUUUUGGGAAACAGCUCUGAGAUUUAAUGUUACUCCUACAAAGGUUCUAGCGAUGAACUUAGCCUUAAGAUGCUUUUGGGAAAAAGGGCCCAGGUGUUUAUCGUGCUGGCCGAUGUACCUAGCAAAUGGAUGAAUUUGCACAUUUAGCUAUCUGUAUGCUGGUAAAAAUGAGAUGCUAUAUCAAUUGAGGCAGAUGGAAAGGGGGAAUGGGAUACUAUGUAGGAAGGAAGGGGAAAAGCAGAGGAAACGAAAUUGCAAGUGUUGCAUUAUCCUCUCUUUUUUGUCUUUCCCUCGGUCUUCCUCUGUAUCGGUUUCAAAGCUCUCCCUCUCUUUUCUCUCUCUCUCUCAUAUUCUCUCUCUCUUUCUCUCUCUCUCUCUCUCUCUCUCUCAUAUUUCUCUCUCUCUCUCUCUCUCUCUCUCUCUCUCUCUCUCUCUCUUCUCUCUCUCUCUCUCUCUCUCUCUCUCUCUCUCUCUCUCUCUCUCGCUCUCUCUCUCUCUCUCUCUCUCCACACACCACCAUGUUUUGACUUCUGUCUCAUCACUGUCUCCUCUCCUCUCGUGGCCUCAAACACACUUUGAACAGGCUUCCCCUUUGGGAGAAGGGCUCGCUUCCAAUUCCUCCAGAAAUUAGUUUCUAAAGGAAAUUCUAAUGGAAGUCAAGCCUCUAUUUAAAAUUCACUGCAGACUUUAUGUGUGCAAUGUGUGUAGAGAGAGACAGAGCUAGACAGAGCUACAGAGAGACAGAGACAGAGAUGGGAGAGCACAAGCUAUAUAGAGAUAGAGCUAAAGAGAGAGAGAGAGCUACACAGAGAAAGAGAGAGCUAAAAAGAGAGAGGAGAGAAGAGAGAAAAUAGUCCAGAAUGCCAGAAAUUGUGUUUUAUGUCAUGUGGUAGUGUUGAUGUUGUGAUAGGAUGUGAUUAGACUGUCAAUAGGACUCAGGCCUUUAAAAGUAGCAGUGGAGCUGAUGAUGUCUAGUAGAGUUAGAGGAGCGAGACUGGGACGGUCUUACUCUGACAGGUAUAGAGCCCACCUGCUAGAUGAGACAAUGUUGAUUGACAGCGAGGUAAAGGAUGGGGAGGUGCACUUGUCCAAAAAAAAGGUGCUAUCUAGAACCUAAAAAGGUUCUCCUAUGGGGACAGCCGAAGAACACUUUUUGGUUCCAUGUAGAACCCUUUAGGUUCCAGGUAAAACACUUUUUGGUUCCAUGUAGAACCCUUUCCACAGAGGGUUCUACAUCAUGGAAACUAAAAGGGUUCUACCUGAACCAAAAAGGUUUAUCCUAUGGAGACAGCCAGAGAACCCUUUUGGACCCCUUUUUAGUAAGAGUGUGUGUGGUGUGUUUCAAGUUUCAAGUUUUUAAUGUCACAUGCGCAAGUCCAGUGCAAUGCCUUUCUUGUGUGUGUGUGUGUGCGUGUGUGUUGGGAGGCAGGGUUGGGUAGGUUACUUUCUAAAUGUAAUUUGUUACAGUUACUAGUUACCUGUCCAAAAUUGUAAUCAGUAAUUUAACAUUUGGAUUACCAAACUCAUUAUUGAUUACUUUUGGUUACUUUUAGAUUGCUUUGCCCUUAAGAGGCAUUAAAAGAAGAAAAACAUUUAUAUUUCCAAUUGAACGACAUUUAUUGCAGGAUAAAUCAAUGUUAGACUUUACAUAGCUGGCCAUAAAUGAAUGUUGCAUUUUACUUUAUGGGUUGGUUAUGUAGGCUUCUUCUAACCCAUUGCUUUCUACUAUAGAUAAUACGAUUAGGCUAUAUCUUUACAUUUAAAAACCAAGUCUAUCAGAUUUUCAGUCAUUCCAAUUAGUUUAAUGACCCUUGAUCAUCAUAGUGGUCUCUGACUUGUUGUCAGACUCACUCAGGCAGAAACAAACUUAAACGUGCGCCUUUUUUCAAUGCUGAUUUGAAUGCCAUUGAGAAAACAGAAAGGUGUCAUAUUUUUUUGGCAAACAUCCUUUCUGAACUUAAAAGUAAUCCUAGAAGUAAUCAUCAAGUUUUUCAAAAGUAUCCGAUUGCAACAUUUUUGCUGGUAACGUAAUGGAUUACAUGUCAUCCGUUACUCCCCGACCCUGUUGGGAGGGGACCCAUUUUGGACUCUAGCCCCGAAGGGGACCUCGGGGACAAACUCCAGUAUCUUUCUCUCUCUCUCCCAAACUCGUUUUUCUAUCUCUGCCUCAUUAACUAAUUAACCAGUUCCCCUAAAUGAGGUUCUGUUGCCCACGGCAACAACCCACAUCAACUCUCGCUGGGCCUAACCCAGGAACAAUUAUGGGUGUGUCUGUUUCUAUUACAUAGGUGCACGCGUGUCUGUGUGCACAUAUGCUCUGCACAUGGCGUGUGUGUCUGUCUGUGUCCUGGUGUAGUAGCUGGUGAGGAUACUGACUGUUGUCUGUAUGACAUUCCCCCUGUUGCUGAGGAUUGUGGGUAUUGUGCUAAUCGGACUACUGUCUACAGUAUUAGUCCAAGAAGGGAAUAACUCUUAAAAUGUUAUUUUCUUACCAACUGUGGUACUUAGGAAGCCGUCUAUUUUUGUGUUUUAAUGAACAUUGUGCUUCUCAAACAGUUUAAUAGGAGGACCAUUAAUCUAAUCAUGUUACAGAUGACUGCCUUGUCCCCUUGGUACCAUAAUGCUAGCAAUUAAUGCCUCUAAGCACCUACUGACUUUGAUUCUCUUUAAUCUCCAGCACUACAAUACACAGUCACAUUAACUUUCCUAUCUUGUGUAUAAAAGGCCUCAGGUGCCUUCUGUUUGUAUGGCGGUCAAAUGAACAUGACUCCUGCAGGUUGAUGCUGUUGUCUCUGUGUGAUCUCUCCUGUGCUCUCGCAACAUCUCUGACCUGCUGUCUAUCUCCUGUUGUUUCCUAUUGCAGCAGCCAAAAGUUUGCUCAACAAGAAGGCAGAUGUCAAGGUAAGGCCCUGUUCAACUUACACAUUCCUGCUCCAAACCUUCCAUUUCCUUCUCCUCUUCUACCUUCUCUUAACUUAUCAGGGGUUUAGGCCCUGGUUAUUUUCCUCUCUCUCUCCCUCUCUCUCUCCCUCUCUCUACCUCUCUUUCCCCCCCCCCUCUCUCUCUCCCUCUCUCUCUCCCUCUCUCGCGCCCUCUCUCUACCUCUCUUCCUCUGCUUUUGCUUAGCUUGUGUGUUUCUGUGUAGUUGAAAGUGUCUCUUGCUCAGUGAUUCGUGAACGUCCUGUCUUUAUGUCACUGUGGCUUUGGUGGCUGACUGUGAUAUGUGUGUGUGUGUGUGUGAGAUGUGGGAGAGAGUGUUGACUCAAUUUGCAACCAUCACAAAAUAGUGGCCUCAAGUGUAGUGUGUGCAUCCGUUCACGCCUGUGUCUCCUCAUUGCACCUUGUCUUGUCCACUUUUUUUGUCACUCCAGCAUUCCUUCUUUCUCUUCUUUCCAUCUCAUCCCUCUGUUCUUUUCUUUUCCCCCCUCCAUCACGGUUUCCAUUUCCUGCUCACCCCAUCUGCUCUUUAACCAUUUGAAACCCUUCCUGGCUGGCUGACGUGACUUAAUGAAUCUCUCGCCAUCCUCGACCCCAUCUCACCUAACGCACCAACACAUCCCACGCAUUGUGUGUGUGUGCGUGUGUGUGUGCGUGUGUGUGUGGGCGGGGGAAAGGCAGAGCGGAUGGAGGUUGGAGAAUAGUGUGAGCAUGUUUGUUCUUGUGAGUAUGUAAAUUAGGGAGCUUGUGUACCUGUAGGUGUUUGUGUGUUAGUGUGUGUGUGGUGCGUGUGUAAUAAGCAUCGAUGUAUCCGUGUGUGUGUGUGUGUGUGUGUGUUUGUGUUUGUGUGUGUGUUUGUGUGUGUGUUCAGUAGGGAAUGUGACUCCAGUUCCAGGAAUAGCCAUGAGUCUGAACCCUGGAAACUCACCAGCCAGAAAUAGACUCUCUCUCAAACACAAACACACACGCCACACACACACACUUCCCCCUGCUCAUCAUUGCCUAGCAACAGGACCCCUGACACACUCGGCCUAACCGUUUAAAAAUAUUUAAAUUGUGUUUUUCUUUCCUCCUCCCUCUCUUUCUCUCUCUUCGCUCCCUCUCUCAUAAUUAUUUCCCUGGUUGUAUCGCUCCUCUGACCCCUCUCAUUGUCCCCUCUGUUCUUUCUUGUUCUGUAAUGCAGAACAGAACAGCACCUGACAUUUUCCACCUCAGUCAAACACCAGCUUCAGCUGCAUUGUGCUCUCUUCUCUUCUGUUCUGUUCUGGCAAUAGCUGCUACUGCACUGCUGUGAGGCUGCCGUGUCGCAUCCCUCCAAUAGAGUUCCAGACACUUGUAGAAUCUAUGCCAAGGUGCAUUGAAGCUGUUCUGUUAGCUCGUGGUGGCCCAACGCCCUAUUAAGACACUAUAUUGGCGUUUCCUUUAUUUUGGCAGUUACCUGUAGAUUACAAAUGUAGUUAGAGGUUAUUGUUCUGCUUUUUAAUCAUAUUAGAUGGCACUUUUGAAUGUGUAUUAAAGGGAUACUUCACUUUUGCCAAUAAAGCCCUUUAUCUACUUCCCCAGAGUCAGAUGAAUUCGUGGAUAUAAUUUUUAUGUCACUGCGUGCCGUUUGAAGGAAGUUGCUAACUAGUGUUAGCGCAAUUGCCUACAAGCGUUAGUGCAGUGACUGGAAGUCUAUGGUAAAUGCUAGCAUGCUAGUAGAAACCUUAGACUUCCAGUCAUUGCGAUAAUGCUAGUUAGCAUUGGCACACAAAACUACCUCUAACUUCCUUCAUAAUGGAAGAAGAGACAUAACGAUGGGUUCAUGAGUUCAUCUGACUUUGGGGAAGUAGAUAAUGGGCUUCCUUGCCAGAAUCCUGAAGGAAGGAGAAUCAUUUUUUCUCCUUCCUGCUCUUUUCUUCAAGAAAUACUAUUUUCCUUCUUUCCUCAUCACAAAAGAAUGAUUGAUGAUUUUACUCCCAGUCAGUGCUCCUCCUUAGCCGCUCCUGAAACUUUUCCUAUUUUAAAUUUUUCUUGUAUUCCUCAUGAUGCCACACCAUCCUCUGUUCCUGGCUACCACUUGCGCACCCUCCCAUUUCUUUCUUUCUUUCUUUCUUUCUUUCUUUCUUUCUUUCUUUCUUUCUUUCUUUCUUUCUUUCUUUCUUUCUUUCUUUCUUUCUUUCUUUCUUUCUUUCUUUCUUUCUUUCUUUCUUUCUUUCCUCUUGAGAAUCCAUAGAAGUUACAUUUUCUAUGGGAUAUCCUUUUUUUUCCUAUCCUUUUUUAACUGGUGAAAUUGAACUUCUUUAUGGUGGUUUUGAGCCUAUUGAUCCACCAUGCUCACCAACCAAGGCUCUCAUUUUAUUCGACAUGCUCAUCCUUCAGUACUUGUUGUCAUCCGUUCUUUCUUUCUCUCCCUCCUAUCUUUCUCUCUCCCUCCAUCAUCCUUCCAUCACCUGGGACAGAAACGUAAGUCCAGCUCCACUGUCCAGUACAUGGUGAGCAUGCCAUUUUAACGUCCCUGGACCUCCCUCUUUCUCCCUCCCUUUUUCCCACUCCCUCAUUCCGCGGCUCCACUUUUCUCCCCCACUUCUCCACGUUUUUUGACCCUCCUCGAUUCAUCUUUCACUGUCCUCAUUCACUCCUCCCCCCUCUCUCCAUUCCUCCCAUCUUUAGUUUGCCAGUCCUAUAUGGAACUGCAUUUUCCCCUCGUCUUAUGAGCUUGGAGUUCAGUUCACCUACCUAACCUAA